Molecule: messenger RNA, 1249 nt
Organism: Balaenoptera ricei (Rice's whale)
Lineage: Eukaryota; Metazoa; Chordata; Mammalia; Artiodactyla; Balaenopteridae
Gene: PPA2
Product: inorganic pyrophosphatase 2
Exons: 12
Coding region: 36-1064 (342 amino acids)
Biological process (GO): phosphate-containing compound metabolic process
Cellular component (GO): cytoplasm
Molecular function (GO): magnesium ion binding; inorganic diphosphate phosphatase activity
Source: RefSeq, a predicted model, not a curated record
CACCACCCGCGCGAAGCCGGACCCGGGUCUACGCCAUGCGCGUGCUGCUGCCACUGCUGCGCACCAGCUGGGCCUGGCGCUUGGGCGCCCCGGCUGCCGCCGCCGCCCGCCUGCCGCGGGGAGCGAGCGCAGGGCCCGGGCCGCGCCGCGCCAUGGCUUUUUACCGCACAGAGGAGCGCGGCCAGCCCCACUCUCCCGGUUACCGCCUCUUUUUCAAGAAUGUAGCUGGUCACUACGUUUCCCCCUUUCAUGAUAUUCCUCUGAAGGUGGACUCUGAAGAGGAAAAUGGCAUUCCUACAAAGAGAGCACGAAAUGAUGAAUAUGAGAAUUUGUUUAAUAUGGUUGUAGAAGUACCUCGGUGGACAAAUGCUAAAAUGGAGAUUGCCACAAAGGAGCCAUUGAAUCCCAUUAAACAAGAUGUAAAAGAUGGCAAGCUUCGCUACGUGGCAAAUAUCUUUCCUCACAAGGGUUAUAUAUGGAAUUAUGGUGCCCUCCCUCAGACUUGGGAAGAUCCCCAUCGAAAAGAUAAGAGCACAGACUGCUGUGGAGAUAAUGAUCCUAUUGAUGUUUGUGAAAUAGGCUCAAAGGUUCUUUCUCGUGGAGAUGUUGUUCAUGUGAAGAUCCUCGGAAUUUUGGCUCUUAUUGAUCAGGGUGAAACAGAUUGGAAAUUAAUUGCUAUCAAUGUGAAUGAUCCUGAAGCCUCGAAGUUUCAUGAUAUUGAAGAUGUUAAGAAGUACAAACCUGGUUACUUAGAAGCUACGCUUAAUUGGUUUAGAUUUUAUAAGAUACCAGAGGGAAAACCAGAAAACCAGUUUGCUUUUAAUGGAGAAUUCAAGAACAAGGCUUUUGCUCUUGAAGUUAUUAAAUCUACUCAUGAAUGUUGGAAAGCAUUGCUUAUGGAGAAGUGUGCUGGAGGGGCUAUAAAUUGCACAAAUGUGCAGGUAUGUGAUAGCCCUUUCCAUUGCUCUCAAGAGGAAGCAAGAUCAUUAGUUGAAUCGGUGUCAUUUUCACUGAAUAAAGGAAGUAAUGAAGAAGAUCAAGUAUGGCACUUCCUUGGCAAGUGAUGAGAACAUUUGAAGUUCUGCCAUCAGGAUUCCAGUCUCUAAAAACUCCAAGACUCCAUCUCCCCCAAGUGCUAGAAACAAGCAGAUCUAUGAGAAUCUGCUAACUUCCUGUUGAAACUUCUUUUUUUUUUUUUUUCAAACUUUUUGAGAUAUGCAAAGUGUAAAUAAACAUUGAAAUUUUUGAA